AUGAACGCCUCUGCUCAAGAUGACAGGCCUAGCCAUGGCAAGAAGUACACGCUCAACCAGACUCAAGAGAGAGCGGUACGACGCUUACUGUUUCUGUGCGCAUUGGUCUUUGAUGCCCUCACAGUGACGCUCGUCAUGGUUCUAUGCGUCGGCGCAUGGACAAAGUCGGGUGGUUUGAGAUCGUCAAAAGGUAUCAACAACAGAGAGGCUCACCUCGCUACUUGGUCAGCGGCAUAUGUCCGGCAAUGGCCAGCUGACGAGACCACGGUCGUCUUCAGUUGGCACCUCAGCAGCUACUGCUACUCGCACUUAGGGCGAGAGGCAUGUAUCCGCCGGGCUCCCGGCGCCCCCUUCGACCUCGAUGACAUUAUGGACGACGUCGCAUAUGCAAUCGGAGGGGGUUCGUACUAUUCGUCAAGCAGAGGCACCUUCCCGGCUCUGGAAGCGCUAGACAUUGGCCUCAGGACGGCCUCCAAAGUCACUUCGUCCAAGAACGCGUUCAUCACCUACAUCGUUUUCAUGGUGGUUACGGCGUGCCUCUGGUCCUGGCACUUCUUCGUCGGCACGGUUCCGGGCGCACCCAACUGUGAUCGUUUCCUGGCUGUGUCGUUUACUUUGGCGGGGGCGGCCCUGCUCGUCGCCUCGGCCAACACAACCCGGGCGGCUCUUGAGGCGGACGGCAUCCUCGCCCAAUACGAGAGUGCCUUCAAAUACCAUAGCGCCGGUACUUCGACAUUCGUCGUCACGUGGAUUGCCUCGGCAAGUCAUUUCCUCGCGGUAACGAUAUACACGGUUGCAGUGGCCAUUGGCAAACGACUGCUCAGAGACGACGAUCAGAACUAG
This is a messenger RNA of Colletotrichum fioriniae, 843 nucleotides long. RefSeq lists its product as uncharacterized. The record is from RefSeq and is a predicted model, not a curated record. NCBI's taxonomy places the organism in Eukaryota, Fungi, Ascomycota, Sordariomycetes, Glomerellales, Glomerellaceae.